Molecule: messenger RNA, 758 nt
Organism: Gastrolobium bilobum
Lineage: Eukaryota; Viridiplantae; Streptophyta; Magnoliopsida; Fabales; Fabaceae
Product: universal stress protein PHOS32
Exons: 4
Coding region: 123-614 (163 amino acids)
Source: RefSeq, a predicted model, not a curated record
UGCGUUAUCAUUACCCCGGCCUUAGAUUACUUUUAAGAGUUUCAACACUGUUUUGCUCUUUUGAAGUUCUUUAUUGUUAGACUCUGUCUCUUAACAUUUCACAUCCAAACUUGGAAGAAAAAAUGGCAAAGGAUAGGAGUAUCGGUGUGGCUUUGGACUUCUCAAAGAGCAGCAAGAAUGCUCUGAGAUGGGCACUUGAGAACUUAGCUGACAAAGGUGACACCAUUUACAUCAUCCACAUCAAUUCCAACUCUCUAGAUGAGUCCCGCAACCAGCUUUGGGCCAAAUCUGGUUCUGCUCUUAUUCCUUUGAAGGAGUUCAGAGAGCCUGAGGUUAUGAACAAAUACAGUGUUCAAAUUGAUAUUGAGGUUCUUGAUAUGCUUGACACUGCUUCCAGACAAAAAGAGGUGAACAUUGUUACAAAAUUGUAUUGGGGUGAUGCAAGAGAGAAACUUUUGGAUGCUAUUGAAGAUCUGAAGCUGGAUUCUCUGGUCAUGGGAAGCAGGGGUCUGAGUACAAUCCAAAGGAUAUUAUUGGGAAGUGUAAGCAACUUUGUGAUGACCCAUGCCCCUUGCCCUGUGACUAUUGUCAAGGAUUCUAGCUGCAGCAAGUAAAGAUGAUCAAUUUAGGAGAGCAUUUAAAUUUCGAUUGAUGUGUUUUUGGCACUGUACUUGAGCUCUAGUGGGUCGUAUUAUGUUCCUAUUUUGGUUUCAGAGUUGAGAAUUUGGCAUUAUAUUUGAAAUACUGUUUUAGGUUUC